This is a messenger RNA of Tachysurus fulvidraco (yellow catfish), 3083 nucleotides long. RefSeq names its product XK, Kell blood group complex subunit-related family, member 7b (gene xkr7b). The record is from RefSeq and is a predicted model, not a curated record. NCBI's taxonomy places the organism in Eukaryota, Metazoa, Chordata, Actinopteri, Siluriformes, Bagridae. Gene Ontology annotation, biological process: phosphatidylserine exposure on apoptotic cell surface; apoptotic process involved in development; engulfment of apoptotic cell. The coding region runs from base 385 to 1992 and encodes 535 amino acids. Gene Ontology annotation, cellular component: plasma membrane. The transcript is spliced from 5 exons.
UGAAGAGACUAGAGAAUAUGGGUGCCAACCCAUCUCAGGGCAUGCUCACACACACAAUAACACAUUACAGGAAACAUAAAGAUGCCAAUCCACCUAUGGCACAUGUCUUUGGAGUGGGAGAGGAAGCAGGAGUAAUCAAAGGAAACCCCUGCAUCACAGAGAGAACAUGCAAACUCCACAUCCCUGGAGGUAUAUUAUGGAUUAUGUUCCUGUGCAGCAAGGUGGCCACCUUACAGCUCUAGGGUCCCUGGUUUGAUCCUGAACUCAGGUUACAGUGGUGUUUCAGUGCAUGUUCUCCAGGUGUCUCUGUGCCUUUCGCCCAGCCUUCCCUCGCCUCUACUUCUCCCUUCUCCUCACCCCCUCCUUCUCUUCGCACAAACAAACAUGGCCGCCAAAUCGGACGGACCAGCCGCAUCCACCGUAACCUCGGCUUCCGCGUGCGCGCGCGAUAAGGACCCGGAGGCGCGUUGUGUCCUCGCGGGACCGGAGGAGCGCCCAGACCAACCCCGGCGGCAAGCGCUGCUCGACUGCUGCUGGGUGCUUUGCGCGCUGCUCGUUUUCUUCUGCGAUGGCGCCACGGACGUGUGGCUCUCGGCUGAUUACUACGCGCGCCGUGACUACUGGUGGUUCGCGCUCACGCUGCUUUUCGCCGCGCUGCCAUCAGCCGUGGUGCAGGUGCUCAGCUUCCGUUGGUUCGUUUACGACUACACGGUGGAGACGGAAGAGGAUGCGGCGGUUGUGGUGCACUCGCGGAGCCGCACGCUCAGGUGCUGCCGAGCCUGCAUGUGGACCUUCCAGUCCCUCGUGCACAUCCUGCAGCUGGGCCAGAUGUGGAGGUACAUUCACACGCUGUACCUGGGUGUGCAGAACCACUGGUAUCGCCACUGCUACUGGCGCCUGAUGUUUGAGACGGCUGAUGUGAACAUGCUGAGGCUGCUGGAGGCUUUCCUGAAGAGCGCACCACAGCUUGUCCUGCAGCUCAGCAUCAUGAUCCACAGCAAACACAUCCUGCCACUGCAGGGUCUCUCCACCUCUGCAUCUUUGGUCUCCUUGGCCUGGAUGAUUGCCUCCUACCAGAAGGUCCUUCGUGACUCCAGAGAUGACAAGCUACCCAUGUCCUACAAAGCAGUUAUUGUGCAGAUGCUGUGGCACCUUUUCACCAUUGGUGCACGUACCAUCGCCUUUGCACUCUUCGCCUCAGUCUUCCAGCUCUACUUUGGCAUCUUUGUCGUGGCUCACUGGUGUGCCAUGACCUUCUGGAUCAUCCAAGGUGAGACAGACUUCUGUAUGUCCAAGUGGGAGGAGAUCAUCUACAACAUGGUUGUGGGUAUCAUCUACAUCUUCUGCUGGUUCAAUGUCAAGGAGGGUCCAGCGCAAUGCCGCCUGGCCACAUACUACUGUGUGAUUUUUGUGGAGAAUGCGGCACUCACCGCCACCUGGUAUGCAUACAGGGGCCCACACACCUCAGACUUCUAUGCCCUUAUCAUUGUGUGUGUGGUAGUAUGCAGCUAUGCCUUGGGAACCUUUUUUAUGUUUGUCUAUUACUGCCUGCUCCAUCCUGAUGGCCCAGUCCUGGGGCCACAGUGGAGCUGCAUGGAGGACGGAAUGGGUGCAAUAGGGCUCGGAAGUGUGGGGGACCUGGGGACACCUCUGCCCCAACCAGAUGUUGUCACAAGUCCCCCAAGAACUUUGCAGAGGACUAAGGAUGGGGAACGGGAGCCAGGGGACAAGGAGAGUUGCCUGCCUGUUUUUCAGGUGAGGUCUAUCAGCGUGGCUCCUGCACCUUCCCCCCGAACACCAAAAACUGAGGGUCCUGUUAUCCGCAUUGACCUCCCCAGGAAGAACUAUCCAGCCUGGGACGCACACUUCAUCGACCGCCGGUUGAGAAAAACCAUUUUGGUGCUGGAGAACACAUCUCCAGUGACACCCCGGAUCCAGUACCGCAGCCUGGGCAGUCCAAAAGAGAUGAUGGAGUAUGAGACUACUGUGUAGUUGCAAUUCCUACCUUUCUGUCAUCAGGGGACUUCUCCUGUGACUCUGCAUCUCUGUGUAGAGAAGCAAUGAAGAGAAGGUCAAUGCUGCGGGAUUCCCACAAUACCAUUGGUGCUCUAAGGCAUGUGUGUGCAUGGAACACAGGGCACUGGCUAUGCCUGGAAAUGACCAUCUGUUCUAAAGUCUUGUAUAUCAGAAAAUACAGGUGGAAUAUGAGUGAUGCUAGACGCUCAAAGUCAGUGAAGUCUGGACUGUAAAUGAGAAUGAUAUUCAAGAAUAAUACCACAAUGCCAGCCAUAAGUACUGAUCUGAUAAGCAGGGUGAUACCUGUCUAUAGAUGUUUUGAUGAUGAUGUGCAUGGAUGUGAUGAUGAUAAAUGUAAGUAGGAUAUUUCAGGUGACACGUGUCAAAUGAUAGAAGACCUGACCGAUCAUCUAUGUCCAGGACUGCCCUGGGAGCUGCACUGGACUAAAUUCCAUGAUUGUUAGUCACUUGAAAAUAGUACCAGUUGUGUAUUAUAUUGCUUAUGUGAAUGGUGAGAUUAGCCAGUUGAAUCAUCAUUGAUUUAUUUAUUGAUCGAGUAGAUUUAUUUUUUUGUAACUUUGUGGCGAUGAUUGGAAAAAAAAACUUUUUAUGGUAUAUUAAUGUAUACAUAUAAUCUUUUUCUUAUAUGUAUACAAUAUAUUGGAAUGGUAUCACUGUGUAGGUAUGAAUGUCUUUUGGGUUGUCUGUAUGUUCAGCUGGUCUUUGAUCAUACUGCAUUGUUUAUCUGUAAAGGUAAAAGACAGAAAAUUGUAUUUAUGAAGAAAAAAACACGGGUUAAACAUGAACCAUCGAUGAUGAUACAUUAUGACUAAAAUGUAGUUGGAAAAUAUUUAGUAAAAUGGCUGUCAACAGCCUGGGGAAAAAAAAAAGAAAACUAAAGGAGGUUGUGUUUUUCUUUUCCCAUAGGUUCUACUCUUGCUUGUGUGACUGGUUUUGUUGCAGAGGUUUUUUAGCAGUUGGCUGCUCACUGUUGGGGAGCUUUUGAUUUGAAUAUCACAAGGUGUUAAAGACGAACAUGGUGGAUUUCAAACUGAUGUGUCUAAAUU